UCACUGUAGUUGGUGAAAUGUGUGUCUGUUACAGACACAAAAUACAUUUCCCUAUUUGAGCAUAGUCUUACCUUUAGGGUCAUUGAUGAUCUUUCCGGAAAAGACACAUAAAUGUCGAUAGGACAACAGUGAGGUUUAAUAUUUAACAUGUGGCUCCUGUUUUCACUUUCCCUGGUCAGAGUUCAGCCCUUUUAUUCAGUAAUAUUCAAAGUGUGUGAUUCAGGCACAUUGGCAUAUCCCAUUCUAAUCCCUUGCUUUUUAUGUACCCUGGGACUGAGGAACAGAGAACCUUCUGGAUUCUGGUGCAGUUUGAUUCACUGAAAAAGGGUAAGUCCAUGCUACAGUAAGAAAAGUUCCUGCAACACAGAAACAUAGAAUUCUAGGUCUGGAAGAGACUUCAGGAGAUUGAGUCCAACCCCCUGUCCAAAGCAGGGCCAACACUGACAGCACCACGUCACAGAGCCAGAUCAGUCCCUGUGACUUCCUGCAUGAGCUACCAGAGGCAUGGAGCGAAAGUUACUGCUCUGCAUCUUGCUCUAUGCCAUGCCGGCAGCAGUGAUUCUCUUGACAGAGAAUUUCGAGGUCAGCUCAACCCCAACUGUCACUGCAGUGGUCGGCCAGGAUGUGGUCCUGCCUUGCCAGAUCUCCACCAGGAGACAGCCAGAAAAUAUGGAAGUGCAGUGGAAAAAAAUCAUCCAGGCAGCUAUAGAGACUGUCUAUGAAUACAGAGCCCAGACAGGCCAGGAAGUGCCAGGGCAGAAAUACAAAGACCGAACUGUGCUACUGAAAAAUGGAUUCACCUCUGGGAAUGUGUCUUUAAAGCUGAAGAAUGUUCAGCCAGAUGAUGUAGGAAUAUACAGCUGCAUUGUGAAGUCCAAUGAGUGGAGUGCGGAUGAUACAACUGAGCUUAAACUCGCAGGUGAUGUCUGCACUCAUGGUUCUCCCUGGCUUGCAGCAUUCUGGGUAUUACUUGUUUUAGACAUUCUUGUGAUUGGUGCCUAUGCAUUUUGGAGAUAUAAAGGCAACUGCUGGAAGAAACAAGGGAGAGCUGCUCCAGAGAACGGGACAGCUGAUUCAGAGAAAGAAGAACUCCUGCCGCCAAACCGACAAAAGCAGAGAAGACAAG
Molecule: messenger RNA, 1126 nt
Organism: Pelodiscus sinensis (Chinese soft-shelled turtle)
Lineage: Eukaryota; Metazoa; Chordata; Testudines; Trionychidae
Source: RefSeq, a predicted model, not a curated record